AUGGUCAGCCUGAAGACUCUUGCUUGUCUUUGCCUCGUUGGCAUUGCCCAAGCUCAAAUGCCAUGGAUGCCAAUCAACAUCCCAAUCCCUAAACCCCCGUCGGGUUCCGGGUCCGGGUCCGGGUCCGGCCAAACCUCAUGCCCAACUUGUCCAACUUGUCCUGCGCCUCCAGCUUGUCCUGCGCCCCCAGCUUGCCCUUCAACUCCCGCUCUCGACCCGGCUAAGGUCAGUGACGCGAAGGCAGCUUGCGCUAGCAAACGUCCCGGGACCGUGCCUGUUUUUCGUGAGGAUGGCAAUCCCUACGGAUGUGCCCCCAACGUCUGCACCUACCCUCAAGUUACCUUGAAUUGUUAA
This is a messenger RNA of Aspergillus caelatus, 354 nucleotides long. RefSeq lists its product as uncharacterized. The coding region runs from base 1 to 354 and encodes 117 amino acids. The transcript has a single exon. Lineage: Eukaryota; Fungi; Ascomycota; Eurotiomycetes; Eurotiales; Aspergillaceae. The record is from RefSeq and is a predicted model, not a curated record.